Molecule: messenger RNA, 1010 nt
Organism: Aspergillus saccharolyticus JOP 1030-1
Lineage: Eukaryota; Fungi; Ascomycota; Eurotiomycetes; Eurotiales; Aspergillaceae
Product: sterol desaturase family protein
Exons: 2
Coding region: 117-647 (176 amino acids)
Biological process (GO): lipid biosynthetic process
Molecular function (GO): iron ion binding; oxidoreductase activity
Source: RefSeq, a predicted model, not a curated record
UCCCUUACAAUCAGCACGUUGGCCUGUACUAUCCGCUGCAAGCGUCUCAAUAUGCCAAUGCGAGCCGGUGGAAGCGUGACCACCUCCCUAGACAGGCACUAUCAUUGUUCUUCACCAUGUGGGUAUUCGGUGUCCUCAUGUACCUCAUCGGCAGCACCAUCCUCUACCACACCGUGUUCGACAAGUCCCUCAUGAAGCAUCCUCGCAUCUUGCACCAGCAGGUUCGACAGGAGAUCAAGCAGGGUCUAUUAGCCAUGCCUCUGAUGUCCAUACUGACUGUUCCAUUUUUCCUUCUUGAGAUUCAUGGAUGGUCGAAACUAUAUGACUUCGCGAGUCAGGAGCCCUUCCCUGGAUAUUCUUAUCUUCAAUACCCGCUAUUCAUAUUCUUCACGGAUACCGGGAUCUAUUGGAUCCACAGGUGGGAGCACCAUCCUUCCGUCUAUCGCUUCCUGCACAAAAAGCAUCAUAAGUGGGUCGUCCCGACACCGUACGCCAGCUAUGCGUUCAACCCGUUGGAUGGAUGGGCCCAGAGCCUGCCCUACCACAUAUUCCCGCUGCUGUUCCCCUUGCAGAAAUGUGCCUAUCUGGGGCUUUUUGUCUUUGUCACAAUGUGGACCCUUGCGAUACGUAUGUACACCUUCUCUUAACAAUCGAUGGCAAGACGAUGACUGACCGCUUGAUCAGACGACGCCGAAUGCCUUUCGCGGUCUGAAGUGAUCAACGGACCCGAGUGUCAUACGUUGCAUCAUCUGUACUUCAACUAUAACUAUGGACAAUUCACCACGUUCUGGGACCGACUGGGUGGCACAUAUCGCAAAGCCAAGGGAGACGAGCUGAAGCAUAAGAACGAGUAGGAAGGUGGUUUCGGAUGAAUGGUCCGGAAGGGCUGACUGACUUGGUAUCACGACGUCAACUGGUAUAAUCCGUGGCUCUUGUAUGCUGUACAUAGAUGUAUAAUAUGAGUAAAUAUUAAUAUGGACAUCGCUCACGGUGUUCUUUCGUCCGUCGCA